Gymnodraco acuticeps is the source of this 3433-nucleotide messenger RNA. RefSeq names its product THAP domain-containing protein 5-like. The transcript has 5 exons. Lineage: Eukaryota; Metazoa; Chordata; Actinopteri; Perciformes; Bathydraconidae. The coding region runs from base 1724 to 2947 and encodes 407 amino acids. The record is from RefSeq and is a predicted model, not a curated record.
AGCACCAACACCUUCUCUGCCGGAUAUGGAAGCCCUUCUUUAGUUUUGCACCUGCUGAGUCUAGAGUAACAUGCUUUUGUGAGCACAAACUAGAGGGGAACAGACAACACCAGUGUGAUUUUGGUGAUGGUGUGACUGUCCUGGACAAAGUUGUAGGGGGGGUGCCAUAUCUGGCAGGAGAAAUACCUGCUCUGCUGAACAUGUUGUGUAGAGAACAGUGCAGAUAUUCCCUAUGGACACCAGGAUUAACCUAGUCUAAAAUAAGGAACAUUAAUAGUGUGAUAUAGGCACAGAUAUAAGAUCAAUACUACACUUUAUUUUAGGGCACCUUUCAAAAACAUUCAAUGUCACCUUAAAAUAAAAAUUAAAUAUGAGUGGCAUUACAAUACAAAAAUGUGUUGAGUUGGAAACCACAGAGGAAAAUUACAUUCAAAGGAGCAAUUCAAGCGAGUGAAGCCAGUUUGAACAAAUGAUCUUUUAGGCUUGAUUGAAAAUAACCCAGUGUCUGACAUUAUCAUAUGUUAUAUGUCAUUAAUGUUAUAUCAUUGCUUACUAUUUGUGGUUAUCAAGUAUCAGACACUUAAACAACAGAGAAGGUUUUAAGAAAUAGGACUAUACUGACAAAUGACAUCUUAUCCUUUCAUUCUCUGUUCUGUAGGAAGGAGGAACAUAACAGAGUGGGACUACACUUACAAAUGGAAGUUUGUUCCAAUACGAAGAUUGUGACAGAUCUGAAACGUGUCCUUAAAACGAGCCUCCUCGUAAUUGUAUGCACAUUAUUUAUUCAGCCGUUUGCUGUUUAAUCUGAUGGGAAAUACAUCAUUCAAAAGAGACAAAGUAAAUCAUUUAUUUCGUUUUUCCGCUUAAGCGAACGCUCAAUAAACGAGAUGACGUCAUCGUUGCGCGUCCCCGCGAACAGGGCUUCUGGCUUCAAUCUGCGGCAAGCCUUCAACCUACGGUACAACACCACCUGUUGUUCUGUGGUUCUCCAGAUUCUAUAGAUGGCCAGUCCGCCCCUGCGUCACGCUUACGUCGGAGGCAGGGGCGGGAUCAACCACCCGAGCAAUAACAGUUUAUGGCGAUAUUGUGACUCUUACUUUUAUACUUGUAUUGCUACUUUUACUUAAGUGAAACACCUACAUAUGAUUUAUAACACUGCAAUGUGUAUAACUUUACUACCAUGGAUGUAUAAAGGGAUACAGCUUCAUCAUAGGAUGGCUAUGAUUAGUUGCUCAUGAAGCCCAAAAUGUAGCGACUAGGAAUUCAGAAAAGCCCCGCCUCCAUUCUCCCGCUCUCGGCUCAGUGAAGAGAGAAAAGAGUCAGCUCUUAGCGCAUGUUACAACUCUUAGACCCCAAUGAUUAAAAUAAUGGCUAUACAAAUAUUCGUGCUAGGUAGUCAAUUUAGCUCAAAAAGAAUACGCUGAUUUACAUACGUCUCUUUCCCAAUGUAAAUCAAUGGGUAAAAGUAUUGUUGGGCUAAAAUGACGUCACGGAAGCUGUAGUGCCACCGUUUGGCCACUACGGACAUUCAAAAAACUGGCUUCAACGUCCGGCGUACUUUCCGGGGGCUUUUCUCACGACAGUCGCAUUUAAUUUACGUCAUGAAUCUGAACAGCUGAUCGCCAGUCGUCAGCUAUGCGCCACACGUUGACAACACACUGCACGAGUUUCACCUUGUUGUGAAGUUACUUGGACAGGGUGAACCUCAGACAGCAUCGCGGAAAUGCCGAAGUACUGCUCGGUACCGAACUGCAGGAACGAGUCCGGGCCCGGCGGAGACCGGAAGAGCUUCUACAAGUUCCCUCUGCAGGACCCGGCCCGGCUGCAGCAGUGGCUGAGCAACAUGAGGCGGGGGAACUGGACCCCCUCUAGACACCAGUAUAUUUGCCAUGAGCAUUUCCCGCCUUCAUGCUUCAAGAAACGGGAAGCCACAGAUCACAGUGAGAGGAAGCCGAAACAGCUUCGAGCUAACAGUCAUCAAAGCACGGCAGUGGAGACGGACUGCACGUUACAAACAGUACACCUGUACGAGAUAACUGUGGACCCGCACCAGAGGGGGGAAACCAACCUGGUGGAGCUAAGUGAUGUUGGAGAACCUGGGCGCUCAGACUUAACCGGGGACGGAUUCCAAAGGGCAGCUAAUUUCCCGUUAACUUUAUUCCAGACGGUAAAUGACGUGAGUAACAGCGGAGAAGUGGUGGUGAUGUCUGAGUGCCCUGCUGGUGAAGGGCAGGAGGAGCUGCUGAGUGGAAUCACCGCUGCACUUUUAACUCAGGGCCACAGGCUGGUCAUGAACGUCUCCACACUGGGCUGUUCAGGUGAGGGUGUAGCCCCCCUCGGGGUUGAAGGUGUGACUUGUGCCACAGAGGAAAUCACCGGAGGACAUGAAACUCAAGUCAUCGCUUACUUUGAGGCGAUACCAAGCACUCUCCCUGCAGAGAACCCCGCCCUGCCCUCCUUAUCCCCGGACACUGUGCUGUCCUCCGCUCUGAGCUCCAAGCCCAUCUCCUCCACUCUGCCCAUAGUGUCCAAACACCUGCCCCCCUCCUCCAAGUCCCUGGUCCUCACCAUGGAGAGACAGGACACAGAUGAGGGAGACGACGACAUGUCAGAAGAGGACGCCACGGAGCAGCAGCUGGAGGAGCACUGCUACCAUAAGAACAGCCUGAGUAAGGAGCAGUUGGAGGCCAUCGUGUCCGAGCUGCAGAAGAAGGUGAAGAUGCUGCAGCAGAGACACCGCCGACACCUGGAGAAACUCCUGGGCCUGGAGAACACCGUCAGCCAGCUGAGGCAGAACAACCUGCUGAACGAGGAGCGGCUCCAGCUGCUGGAGAAGGCUUACAUUCAGAGCAGUGCAGCAGUGUCAGACUCUGGGGAGACGGUGACCAUCAUCUAUGAAGUGGACGAUGCAGCAUACUUGUAUACUCCGCUGGUAAAUGCAGACUAAGAGCUGUGAGACUGACUGUCCCCUCUGUGUGUCUGUCCACUGCCACAUGGCUAUUGCUGCUUAAAAAACAAAAUACUGCCUAAUUACUUUCCCUGUUUACUAAAUGAGAUUUGUGUUUGGAAUGUGGAGCUUUGCACACAUAUAGAUGAGUUGUAUGGGACAAGAUUGAAUGUGUUCUUUCUUUCAUAAGGUUUCUUUCACUGAAAAAAUGUCAACAGAUUUCACAUAAUUGUAUUAGGUUAGGUAAACGCAAUAAUAUUAAGUUUAAAUUUGAAAUAUUAUGUUCAACUUAAUGUUAUUGCUUUCAACUAACCUAUUUAAGUUUUGUGUAAUCUGUUGACAUAAUACAUUUAAAGUUAACGUGUAAAAAUGUUCAGUGUUCUGCUGCCAAUCCCCCUAUUACCCUCAACCACUCUUUGUUUUACUUCCAAGUGUUUUUGUUUGUGAUAAUGUAAAUAUCAAAUUAAAAAAAUGAACUUCCAUUUA